ACUAGUUAGAGUAGAUCUUUCAACUUGUUAGGCUCAAUUAUUCAUUUUAUUAUCAAUAUUUUUCAUUCUUAAAGUGCUUUCCCUACGUUUUAUUGUAAAAAGUAAAAUUUACUUGUAUUUUUUUUUUGAACAACAUGUAAGAGUGGAUCGACCCGCCCGCCUCGUACCCGCGCGGGUUUUACCCGUCCCGUAGUAGUGUGGGGUGGGACAUGGGAAUUGAGGUACCCGCCCCACCCCACCCAUUGCCAUUACUAUGGAUUAGGACAUGUAACUCACACUUCCUCUUCCACCAAGAUUUAUUAAUUGCUAAAAAAGUAACACUCGCCAUUAAAAUCCCCAACAAAUUAUAAUUAUUUAUCCCCAAAAAUAUAUUUUUCCUAAUAAUUUGUGUAACUUGUUUGUUUGUUUUAUUCUUAUAAAUUAUUCGUGACCCUAACUCGAAGGAAGAGGAGAGUUUGAUAAGAAUGCCAGAAUCAGUUGACCAGAUUUAACCUAAUUGGCCAACACGACGACAACAACAACAACAACCAACUCGGGCCAGCCACUCAGUGAAGAAGAAAAGUCCGCACUUAUUCCUCCUCCUUCCUUCUUUACUUCCUCCGGCGUCCAUAUUUACUCCUUCUCUUUUGCCGGCUACCAAGUCAAGGCGCCUCUCCCUCUCUCUACAAACGAAUUUAAAUUCCAUCAAUUAAAUUUUCAAAAACUGAUUUAUUUUCUUCCCUCCGGUCACCUCACGCCAGCGCCUCGCUAUUUAUUGACAUAUCAGUUCUCUCCUUUAGUUUUUUUUCUGUGAAUAGAAACGCUAGCACGUUGCUGCCUUGUCUACAUUCUUCUUUCUUUGGCGGAGAGAAGAGAAGAAGGAGAUCAAUCGGAGCUGAGAUCGACUGAUAAAAAAAAAUGUCUCAGUCUCAGAUGAAGUACCUGAUCGAGGUUGAGAAAGGCCAGCCUGCCAAGGACGGGACGCCGUCGAUCGGCCCAGCUUACCGCAGUAUUUUUGCCAAGGAUGGAUAUCCUCCUCCGAUUCCCGGAUUGAACAGCUGCUGGGACGUUUUCCGCAUGAGCGUGGAGAAGUAUCCCAACAACCCUAUGCUUGGCCGCCGGGAGAUUGUGGACGGCAAGGCCGGAAAGUAUGUGUGGCAGACGUACAAGCAAAUCUACGACAUAGUAAUCAAAGUUGGAAAUGCGAUUCGCAGCUGCGGUGUUGAACCGGGAGCAAAAUGUGGAAUUUAUGGCGCCAACAGCUCAGAAUGGAUUAUCAGCAUGGAGGCUUGCAAUGCUCAUGGACUGUACUGUGUUCCAUUGUACGACACUUUAGGUGCUGGUGCCAUCGAGUACAUUUUAUGCCAUUCAGAGAUUUCUAUUGCUUUUACAGAAGAGAAAAAGAUUCCUGAGCUAUUGAAAACGUUUCCUAAUGCGACACAACAUUUGAAAACAAUUGUAAGCUUUGGUAAGGUUACUUCUGAGCAGAGGGAGGAGAUUGAAAAGUAUGGCUUGUCAGUCUAUUCUUGGGAAGAAUUUGUCAAGCUGGGGGAGAAUAAAGAGUACGACUUUCCAGAGAAGAAGAAAAGUGAUAUAUGUACAAUUAUGUAUACUAGUGGAACAACUGGUGAUCCAAAGGGAGUUAUGAUCUCUAAUCUCAACAUCAUUACUCUUAUAGCUGGGGUCAAACGAGUGCUAGAAUGUGUGGAUGAAAAGCUGACCUCAAAGGACGUUUAUCUUUCAUACCUUCCCCUUGCUCAUAUCUUUGAUCGUGUGAUUGAGGAAUUAUUUAUUUUUCAUGGGGCCUCCAUAGGAUUCUGGCGAGGGGAUGUCAAACUAUUGGUUGAAGACAUUGGGGAGCUAAAACCAUCCAUCUUCUGUGCCGUUCCCCGUGUGCUUGACAGAAUAUAUGGAGGCUUAACUCAGAAGAUCUCUGCUGGGGGCUUCUUGAAGAAGACGCUGUUCAAUUUUGCGUACUCCCACAAACUGAGUAAUUUGAAAGGCGGGAGUAAGACAGACGAGGCAUCUCCACUCAGUGACAAGCUCGUCUUCAGCAAGGUAAAGCAAGGGUUGGGAGGAAAUGUACGGCUAAUCCUAUCUGGAGCAGCACCACUGGCCAGCCAUGUCGAAGCUUACCUUCGAGUCGUCACAUGUGCCCAUGUUCUACAAGGAUACGGUCUCACGGAGAGCUGUGCUGGAAGUUUCGUGUCAUUGCCAAAUGACAUGUCGAUGCUCGGCACUGUAGGUCCUCCAGUGCCAAAUGUUGAUGUCCGCCUUGAAUCGGUUCCGGAAAUGAACUACGAUGCUCUCUCCAGCACUCCUCGUGGUGAAAUCUGCAUCCGCGGCGACACCCUGUUCUCCGGCUACUACAAACGUGAUGAUCUCACUGAGGAAGUCUUGAUUGGUGGAUGGUUCCACACUGGCGAUGUUGGGGAAUGGCAACCCGACGGAAGCAUGAAAAUCAUCGACCGGAAGAAGAAUAUCUUCAAGCUCUCACAGGGAGAGUACGUUGCCGUGGAGCACCUGGAGAACAUCUACGGUGGAACACCUGGAAUCGAUUCGAUUUGGGUUUACGGGAACAGCUUCGAAUCCUACCUUGUUGGAGUGGUGAAUCCGAACAAGCUAGCGCUUGAGAAAUGGGCUGAAGAGAAUGGUAUCAGCGGGGACUUCAACUCCCUCUGCGAGAACCCAAAGGCCAAAGAACACGUACUCCAAGACCUCUCCAAGAUUGGGAAAGAGAAGAAGUUGAAAGGAUUCGAGUUCCUGAAAGGUGUGCACCUUGAUCCGGAACCUUUCGACAUGGAUCGCGAUCUCCUAACUCCAACGUACAAGAAGAAGAGACCCCAGCUCCUCAAGUAUUACCAGAAUGUUAUCGACGAAAUGUACAAGAACAUCAACCGCAAGUGAAACAAGCCACAACAGAGGGACAAGAAGGAUUUAGCUAGCUGUUUGGCUGAACUCUACAACGUUCUCUGAUUGUUGUAACUCUUGUGUGUUUAUGUUAAAGCCUUAUCCUUUUCGGUAGUUUCCUUGUGAUUGUGUACAUAGUUGAUUUUCUAAACUCUUUCUCUACUUAAAUUAUUAAUCUGUGCACCAUCACAUUAAGUCUUAAUUAUUUUUUUCGAAUAUGCAAUAAGACUAAAUUAUUUUGUACUUUCGUCAAAGGAAACAGAGUCUACAUUCAUAAGUUAUACCGAGAUUUGUUUUCAAUAAUCAACAUAAUUCUUGUAUAGAAACUUGUAAGAUCACACAACAUUAUCAGCAUAGAUCACACAAUGGAAACAAACUACAAAUUGAAACCUCCCUUCUAUACAUCCAUCUCCGUCCAAUUUCCAGUUUUCUACGUACUCGAACGUAAUAAAAAUAAAAUAGUGUGCCAAGAAAAACUUUAAACUAUC
Molecule: messenger RNA, 3377 nt
Organism: Linum trigynum
Lineage: Eukaryota; Viridiplantae; Streptophyta; Magnoliopsida; Malpighiales; Linaceae
Source: the annotation of a GenBank genome assembly